Messenger RNA from Kazachstania africana CBS 2517, 627 nucleotides. It is a transcript of the gene FUN14, whose product is annotated as Fun14p. NCBI's taxonomy places the organism in Eukaryota, Fungi, Ascomycota, Saccharomycetes, Saccharomycetales, Saccharomycetaceae. Bases 1 to 627 code for a protein of 208 amino acids. The transcript has a single exon. The record is from RefSeq and is a predicted model, not a curated record.
AUGUUGAAGCUUCUAUUGAAGGGAGGGUCUUUUGGUAGAUCCCGUAACGCUAUAUCUCCAGUAUGGUGGUCAUCACCUUCGAGGAUUUUGAAGAAACCCAUCGUUCGGUUCCAUUCUAGUACUAUCACUAGAACUCCUCCAAAGUCAUGGACGAGCCCAUUGAAGCUGUUUGGCUUGGCUCUCUGUCUAGGAACGGCACCGAUCUACUAUACAAUAUCACAAGCUAACCUGAUCCGUAAUGAGAAUGGUGCCAAUGUUAAAACCACCAUAGAGGAAGAUAUCAGCCAUAAAGCCAACGAAUUGAUCGAUGAGUUCAAGAAAAGUGAUCCUGAGGAAAGGAAGAUUUUGUAUAGACAAUUGUGUCUGGGAUCAAUUUUUGGUAUAGUCACAGGCUUUAUUAUGGUAAAAAUAUCUGGAUUACUCGUGUAUGUCACUGUGUGCGGACUAUUGGGGUUUGAAUGGCUUAAGAAUAGAAGGUUAAUUAAUGUUAGUAAUAGUCAAUUUCUAUCAUUUACAAAAGGUCAACUGGAAAGACUACUAAGAUUCUUCAAAGUCAAUUUAAAUCAUUUGGAUUUGUUCAAGAUAUCAUUUAUAAGUAGUUUGCUCUUAACAUAUAUGAAUAGCUAG